Rangifer tarandus platyrhynchus (Svalbard reindeer) is the source of this 336-nucleotide messenger RNA. NCBI's taxonomy places the organism in Eukaryota, Metazoa, Chordata, Mammalia, Artiodactyla, Cervidae. The record is from the annotation of a GenBank genome assembly.
AUGCACCGAUCUUGGUGGAUGGAGAAUGGACCAGGAUGUACGGUGACAUCAGUGACUCCUGCCCCAGACUGGGCCCCAGAAGACCAUCGCUACAUCACGGUCUCAGGGUGUUUUCUGGAGUACCAGUACAUAGAAGUGGCUCACAGUUCCCUCCAGAUUGUCCUCGCACUGGCAGGGUUCAUCUACGCCUGUUAUGUUGUGAAAUGUAUAACUGAAGAAGAGGACAGCUUUGAUUUCAUAGGUGGCUUUGAUUCUUACGGCUAUCAGGGGCCUCAGAAGACAUCUCAUUUACAGCUGCAGCCUAUGUACAUGCAAAUUCCCUUGGAUAACAACUGA